AUGUUCAGAUGGAAGAAGACCAUCUACAAAACAGUUUGCCUCUCCUUUUUGCUGGUGAUCACAGUGACGGUGCUGCAGCGGGGAAUGGCCCCCAGCCAGUUCAUGCAGGGCCAGCAGCAGAAGGAGCUGUCCCCUCCAGAGCCCUUGAAAACGCAGAAGAGAGACAACGCCUUCUCCAUCACCAGCAGUUUCUGGAAGAGCAAGAAGGAGAAAGCUGCUGUGAAGGUGGAGGAGAGCGUGACAGCAAGGCAAACGAAAUCCUGGGAUGUUACCACUACCAACUGCUCAGCCAACCAGAACUUCAGCAAGGUGGACUGGUUCAAAGGGCUGGAGCCCAACUUCCAGCAGUUCCUGCUCUAUCGGCACUGCCGCUACUUCCCCAUGCUGAUCAACCACCCCGAGAAAUGCAGUGAGGGUGUCUACCUGCUCAUUGUGGUCAAGUCUAUCAUCACGCAGCAUGACCGCCGUGAGGCCAUCCGGAGGACCUGGGGCCAGGAGAAGGAGGUGGAGGGUAAGAGGAUCAGGACGCUGUUCUUGCUGGGCACGGCCUCCAAGGAGGAGGAGAGGGCAAACUACCAGAAACUGCUGGAUUAUGAGAACCGCAUCUAUGGGGACAUCUUGCAGUGGGAUUUCCUGGACAGCUUCUUCAACCUCACCCUCAAAGAGGUCCAUUUCCUGAAGUGGCUGAACAUCUACUGUGACAACGUCCGCUUCAUCUUCAAAGGUGACGAUGAUGUGUUUGUGAGUCCCAGCAACAUCCUGGAGUUCCUGGAGGACAAGAAGGAGGGAGAGGACCUCUUUGUGGGGGAUGUCCUCUACAAGGCCAAGCCAAUCCGGAAGAAGGAGAACAAGUACUACAUCCCCAGCGCCCUCUACAACAAAAACAACUACCCACCCUAUGCAGGGGGUGGGGGCUUCAUCAUGGAUGGACCCCUGGCCAAGAGGCUGCACAAGACCUCGGAGACGCUGGAGCUGUACCCCAUCGAUGAUGUCUUCCUAGGGAUGUGCCUGGAGGUCCUUAAAGUAUCACCUGUUGGGCAUGAGGGCUUCAAAACCUUUGGCAUUGUGAAGAACAAGAACAGCAAGAUGAACAAGGAGCCAUGUUUUUUCCGGAGUAUGUUGGUGGUUCAUAAACUGCUGCCUCCAGAGUUGCUCCAAAUGUGGGACUUGGUCCAUAGUAACUUGACGUGCUCGAGAAAACUCAACAUCCUUUAGCUCAGUCUCUCUGGAGAGCUGGGGCUGGAGGGGCUGGGACAACUGAUCCUUGCUCCGGGGUGGGGUUGAGCCUCUGCUGGUGGCACACAAGUUGUUUCGGGGGCAUCUCCCUCCAGGGUGAGGAGGGCAGAGACACUGCACUCCUGGGCAGGGUUUGUGAUAGUGUUUGUUUGUUCCUGUACUGUAAUGUGGUUCACCUAUCUCCAGCUGGGUUGGGGGUUGCUGAAAAA
This is a messenger RNA of Merops nubicus (carmine bee-eater), 1445 nucleotides long. RefSeq names its product UDP-GlcNAc:betaGal beta-1,3-N-acetylglucosaminyltransferase 7 (gene B3GNT7). Gene Ontology annotation, cellular component: membrane. NCBI's taxonomy places the organism in Eukaryota, Metazoa, Chordata, Aves, Coraciiformes, Meropidae. The record is from RefSeq and is a predicted model, not a curated record. Gene Ontology annotation, molecular function: hexosyltransferase activity. Bases 1 to 1215 code for a protein of 404 amino acids. The transcript has 2 exons.